Molecule: messenger RNA, 6173 nt
Organism: Diabrotica virgifera virgifera (western corn rootworm)
Lineage: Eukaryota; Metazoa; Arthropoda; Insecta; Coleoptera; Chrysomelidae
Gene: IntS1
Product: integrator complex subunit 1
Exons: 15
Coding region: 146-6109 (1987 amino acids)
Biological process (GO): U2 snRNA 3'-end processing
Cellular component (GO): integrator complex
Source: RefSeq, a predicted model, not a curated record
ACAAAUAAAUUAAUAGGUUAUGUUAUGAAAAAAGUUUAUUUAAACUUACAAAAUGUUUUACGUAUUUUAAAUUAUUGUGACAUAGAAUUAUAUUGUGAUUUUGAAUAAUUUGUAGAUCUAUAAAGGCUAGCGUUCUAUUUGUACCAUGGAACGCGGUAAAGGUGGGCCUGGUACAAGAGGGCCCAAAUCAAAAAUAACACAACCAUUGCCAGAUUCAUUUAUUGCCUUAGGAGCAAAACAGUCGUCUUCACGAGAUGAUUCUAAAAGGACAGUACCUUUACCAAAAUCAUCAGUUUCUUCACAUAUAGGAUCUUCUGGAAAAGGUUCAGGUGAUAAACUCAAGAGGGAAGGAACUUCUUCAACUUUAGCUUCAGUUAAUCCUGCAAAGAAAAUCAAAGUUAACCUCCCAGGAUCAAGGUCUGGCUUAAAUGUAGCUAGUGGCAGUGGUUUACUACCCAUUGAACGUAUGACAGGGGGAACUGAACCAUGGGAGUCUCUUGUUGUGGAGUGUGAUGCAGCAGAUGCUUUUGAGAUCAUAUCGACUCACAUUAAUAAUGACAACUCAGAAAAAGCAGUUGGUUAUGUCCUUGGUCUGAUAAAAAAUCUAAAAAACCAGAGAUCUAAACCAUGCAAAGUGGUGUAUUCAGUCCUUGGCCUAGUGUGUUCUCUAAAAGCUUCUAUAUUUACACAUGACAUGAUAGUUACUGCUAUGUUAAGUGUAUUGAGAAGAGACGUUAAUGCUGGAUUAAAACCUGUAAAUAGGGGUAAUCCGCAGGUUGAUCACAUGUUUUUAACUUUUUUAUCCCGUGCAUAUGCAGAAUUUGAUAAUUGGCCAGAGAUUUUUGUUAGACUUUAUGUUGAAGAUGCUGUUGGAGAUAGAGUGUUUGUUGAUUCCCCACUUGCCAAACCAUUUGUAGAUAAUAUUAUAACAGCGUUUAAUACUAAAAUGCCCCCAUCAUCACUGCUAAAGUCAGAAACUUGGACUUCUGCUUCCAGGGACACAUCAAGUCCAUUGACAAUUAAUAGUAUCGAUGAAGAUGAUGUUUUCACUGAACAACGUGCAGUUGUUGAAUCUUGGCCAUACAAAGUAUAUCCUAGAUUCACGCAAGCCCAAGAAAAAGUAGAACAAAUCGUACUAGAAGCGAUAAAAGAACAGCUAGCAAGAAGGCAACAACCAGAAACUAUUACGAAAAAUUUUGUACGCUUUUUGAGCACAGCCUGUGGUCUGGUAGAGAUAAGAAUCAUAGCUGUCUCUCGAAUAGAGACGUGGUUGCAUAACCACAAACUGAUGAAGCCAGCUCAGGAGCUUCUGGCUUAUUUGUGCUAUAACUGUUCAGCCAACUCUCAAAGAGAUCAUGAAGUUAUCUCUUCAUUGAGUAAACUUCGGUUAAAAAAUAAGCCUAUUGUUAAUUUCUUCAAUAACUGUUUACGUGAGAUGGUGUUCUCGUUUCCAGAGAAUUUGUACCCGCUGUUAAAAUAUACCAUUUAUAAUGAACUUAGUAAUUCGAGGAACACAAAUAACUUAAUUGUUGUUGGAGCUAUGUUUCAAGUUGCACCUGAGUCCAGUGCAGACGCAUUUGCUGAUAUAUGUUUGGAGCUACUUUUAAACAAAGAUGACUAUUUGCGUCCCGUGCGGGCUCUUCUGAAAGAAAUCAACCGGGUUUUGAGGCACGAACUAAAUCUUUUGAACGUUGUGCACUCUCUUCUCAGAGAACGGAAGGACUUUACCAAUAAUGUACGCGAUCACGAGUUUCGGGAAAGAAUUUUCUUAUCUCUGGCCGAUCUCAGUUGCAUGAGCAUGUUGCUCUGCGUAAGUCCACCAGUUAGAGAUGCAGCUAAUCAAAGCAAGCGCGAUGUUGGUGUUUUGAAGGCGUUUCAAAUGCAAGUUAGUAACAUCCAAAAGGAAUGCGUGACUUGGUUGCACGAUUCGGCUCUUAGAAUUUAUAGACCGAGCAUUACGGACUUCGUCCAUGUUUUACAUAAGGUUUUGUUCCUGGAGCAGGCUGAGCAUUAUUACAAAGUGGACAAUUGGCCGGGAGAGAACGAAAGAAACUUGUUUUUGAGACUUACUAGCGAAGUCCCUCUCUUACAAACCACUUUACUUCGAAUUUUAUUGAUAGGGAUAUCAAAAGAACAUCCCAUCACUGCCCAAGAAGCUAUUGAUGUCUGCGAUCAGCUGAUUAAAAGAGCUGCUAAUUUACCGCAAGAUUGUGCGCCAUCUCUGGUGGUCGAUAAAAUAGAAAUUAUCGAUUUCUUCUUCAAUUUGUGCAGUUAUAACUAUCCAGAGAACUUUGCCUUGCCUCCAGGUUAUCUACCUCCUAAAUUGGCGAUUAUAACUUUGUAUUGGAGAGUUUGGUUGAUGCUGUUGAUCCUAGCAGCGCAUAAUGCAAUGAGUUUUGGCAGCUUGGCCUGGAAUAAGUACCCAACUUUGAAGAUGUUCAUGGAGAUGUGUAUUACAAACCAUUUUUCUUUUCCUCCUCCCACGAUGACGUCUCUCGAUGAAGACUACCAAUCUAAAGAGCAACAAAUACUUGUGCUGGAAAAACAAACAAUCUUGGAAUUCGAAUCUCACUUGGCCGCAGCCAGCACUAAAGUGGAGAUCAACGAACAAACCAGUUUGUUGUUACCUCAGUGCAUGGAACUCAGACCCACAGGGGAAGCGAGACGUCCACCACAGAAUGUCUUAGACCAACUGCAAAUUCUUAACAACUCACAUAGGUUGGGUCAUUUGUUGUGUAGAUCUCGAUGUCCUGAUUUUCUGUUGGAUAUCAUGUCCAGACAAGGAGGUACUGCCCACAUGCCUUGGUUAGCAGAGCUAGUUCACAGCUCCGAGGGAGUUUUAGCCCAUCUUCCCGUUCAAUGCUUAUGCGAGUACUUGCUGUCAACUGCUCCGACAGAGAAGCUGACCAAACAUGGGCAGUUGUUAGCGCAUUUAAGGGACGUUGUGAACGGAAAUGAACCGCAGACAGCUUGUGAAGUUUUGGAGUACUUAUUUAGAAGGUUAACUUCUGAACACGGAGCCAGUCGUACUCAAGCUACAAAGGGAUUGUGCCUUAUUUUAGCCCCAACCGACGACUUAGAGGUAGCAAACGAAAACCACACUCUUUGGCUGACUCAAUAUAUCAACCAGUUCACCCAUUUUCUACUGAUUAAACCUAUUUUGAUUCAAUUUUUGCGUCAAGCAGUGCAAAUAGAAACAAACCCCGCACGAGUAUCCAGUUAUAUAAACUUUUUAUCUCAGCAGGACUGUAGCGACUCUUUUGUGGAGUUAAACGAACUGGUGACAGAUUUGUCUUCCGUGAUCAUAGAACGCCAUAGUGUUGCGUCGUAUGUAUUGCCAAGCGAGGGCAACAUUACUUUAAAAAAUUUACUACAGCUGUUCUAUCUGUACACUCAAAAGGCCAAAGAAAAUGCGGAAGAAUCAUAUACGAUUCACGAGAGUUAUGGGCAUGAGUAUGUUAUAGUUUCUUGGGCGACCGGCGAACAGUGUCCUCUGCAGCCUGUCAUAAUUCAUGCCACUAUUGUUCUCUUAACUUACGGACCUCUGUCUACAUAUGAACCCUUUAAGAUGUUGUUAAACAGUUGGUUUCCCGAUAAUAUGGAACAUCCAAGAGCAUAUUCGCCUGACACGUCGGAGACCACUUCUUAUUUACCAGACUGGAUGAAAUUAAGGAUGAUAAGAUCAAAUGUUUCACAGCUGGUUGACGCUGCCAUUGAAAAGCUAGAUCCCACCAAACUGGUACUCUUUAUUCAAUCGUUCGGUAUACCUACAAAUUCUAUCAGUAAACUUUUACAUACUUUGGAUAAAGCUACAAUUUUGGACACUAAACUGGUAGUGGACAACGUAUUGGACAAGGCGUAUAUGAUACAACUGGUAGAAGUUCAAAACAAAAGAGGAGCUACAGGUGGCGAGACCUUCGUGAAAGCCAUAGAGAUGCAAAUGCCAAUAGUCCAAGACGCAGACAUACAAGUAGACAUUGAAAACAAAAAGCAAUUGCCAACUUUAAUGAAACGUCCAAAACUUGCGACGAAUGAGUCAGAUGUCGUUCAGAGUUUGAAUAAUCUUUUUAAUCCCCAUUAUCAGUUUGACAAGAACGCACUAAUAUUGUUGUUAAUUAAGAGUGUAACAUUAAAGAAAAGCACGGCGGACUUAAUCUUCAAUUUUAUAAAAUCCAUACCCGUCAAUUAUACCUUGCCGGUGAUAAUGCAGUACAAUUCAAUUUCCACAUUAAUCCGUUUGAUUUUCACCACAGGAGAGGACUACCCUGACAAGUUAAAUUUCGCUACGCAGUUUCUGAAAUUGAUCCCGAACAAAAAGUCCUGCAUAGCCGUCGUUCUGCAACAAUACACCAAGGGUUCUGUUACUGCCAAAAAAGAUAUCAAGAUGGAGGUAGAUUGUCCCGUCGCGAGUACUUCAGACGUCGAUGUUGCGCAUCCUCAAGAAAUUGGUGAGCGUUUAGGGAUGAUUUUGCUCGAAGGAGAUAACAAGGCAGAAAAAACUGGCUUGAUUGUAGAUUGGUUGUCGGCGAUAGAACUGGAAAUCGCUAACUCGAAUAAGCAUAGGCUCCAGAUGGAGCUCCUGUUUUCCAAACAAAAGCUACAAUUUCGACCAUUAUUAAUGUCGCUGGUACUACAAAGGGCCACUUGGAAGAUUUUGCAUAACAUUAUGAUAUACUUACUUAGAGAUGAUCUCGUGAACGAAGUGUGUCCUUCCUCCGCUUUAGAUUUUUUAACUGCCUUAACAAAAAGUCCCAAACUUUGGCAGGGUCGAGAUAAAGCUAUACCGAAACAUUGUCACUUUGAAGAUGUUCUACAGUUGAAUUGCAAUCAGGUACUAAUAAUGAUAAAGUUCAUAAUUGAAGAAUCAAAAACGAAUGAAAGUAUGUGGAAAAGAAAAAUGGAGAGUCGUUUGCAGUUGGUCCUACGAAGCUUAGGAAAUAACGCAGUCUCGAUCAUGAAAAAAUUAGUGCACGAUGCGAACGAUAUUUAUACACAUGAAUUGAUACUAAUGAUCUAUAUGUCUGUUCCAUACUCUGUGCCAGACCGCAUAGAGGUAAAACCAGAAACUUGUACGGAUAUUUACAACAAAAAUUGCCCUAGUGCGAUAGAUGAGAUAUCCCAUUGCCUUCUAAGUGCUCUAGCAGCAACACCAAGGAAUAAAGACUGGACUAAAAAGAGUCAAGAGCUAGAACUGCUCAUCAGAAAACUAGUAGCAACCCAUCCCUUAUUAGUACUGAGACAGUUGCCUAUGCUAGCCGGGUGUUUAAAAGGUAGAGCGCAAUACGAUUGGGGAGUAUUGAAAAGUCGAGGACAUUUCAUGCUGUUCGGACAGAUUCUAGGACUGAUGGAGCUCUUGCAGCCUUACAUAUUUAACCAAACGUCAACUUUGUGCGAACUGUUAGAUUCGUACUUUUUGCUGCUACAAUUUCAUGGACAGGGAAAAGAUUUGAGCGUUUUAGUUAGCAGAAUCGUCAUAUUUAUACAGCACUGGAUGGUUAAAGACGUGAAAGGUGCGUCAAAAUAUUUGCAGCAGUACGGAUCCUUGUUGCAUGACAUUCAGUACAGUCAACCAGGAGUCCGUCCACUACUAUCCAGUGUAUCGUUACCCAUAACCGACCAGUUGGGUCCCACAGAAGUUCUAGUAGGAACAGUCACUCCCCCCGUACCAGAAUCACAUCCACCACAAUGGGCUCAACUUAAAUCGGCUCUUCAAGCGUCAGAUAACCUAUCUGCCUUACAAGAACUGGACCACAUUACAAGCAAGAGACCUCAGUGGCUCGAAGAAGUCUCCCAAUACCUCUGUAACUCCGUCUCUUCCCCAAAUAGCUCCGCGAGGUCAUUGUCGUUGUUGUUGAUGAUCCGAUGGUUGAAAUAUAACCCCAAAGCUUCUAGUGCGGCUUUGCCGGCCGUAUUGGCUUGCAUUGAUAGUAAAAAUGGAGAUGUAGUGGAGAGUGUGUUGGAAAGACUGCCUGAAUUAGUAGCUGUGAUGCAAGAAUACGCUAAAAUUAUUUUGACGAGGGUUUUCCAAUUGGGUGUAAAAUCUGCUGUAAAUACGACCAGUAGUAUUACGAAGAGUAUUCAUUUAUUAGGUUUACAGUAUGGUUGUUAAUGUAAAUAAGUUUUUAAUGAUAUGAUGUAAUAAUUAAUGUAAGACAAAUAAAAAAAAAGGUAAA